AUGUCGGGCCCCAUGUCCGUUGUGAACGGCUCUGCGGUAGUUUCCGCAGAGUCAGACUCCAAAUCACGGUUGGUGAUGGCUCCUCCUGCACGUGAUGCGGGCGAUGAUACUGACCCUGGUGCCUUGAUUUCUUCGUCGUAUAUAGAUAAGAAUCCAGAAGAGCUUCCUGAGAAAGAUGCCCCCGCCGUUGUGGAUGCCAUUCGCUCCCUAGCCGACUCGGAUGAUGACAGUCGCGUGGCAACUGAAGAUGAAGUCUGCGAUCUUCUCCAUGUUGUGGACAAGAUCCCUGUCCGACUGUGGGUGGCAUGCAUCGCGGGUAUCUUGGAACGCUUUGUAUGGUAUGGGGCGACGGCCCCUCUGCAGAACUACCUGCAAAAUGCCCCCGGCGGCGAGGUACCCGGCGCUUUGGGCCUCGGCCAGGCAGCUGCAUCCAAUAUUGUGAACGCACUGAUCAUUGGGUCCUAUAUUAUGCCAGUUCCAGCGGCUGUGCUCGCUGAUAGUUUCUUGGGCCGAUACAAGACCAUGCUCUACUCUGCCAUCAUUGAGGCCAUCGGGGCAACAAUUUUAUUUGCGACGUCAUUGCCCGUCGCUAUUCAUGGGGGAGCUGCUCUUGCAGGCGUGAUUGCUGCCUGUGUGUUACUGGCUGUUGGAUCAGGGGCAUUCAAAACCACGGUGGUCCCGUUUAUCGCCGACCAAUAUGAUGCAACCGAGUUUCGAAUCCAGACCAGGAAGAAAGGAGAGAAGGUUGUCACCAGUCGUGAGCUAACCAUUACGUAUAUCUACAAUGUGUUCUACUGGGCUAUUAACGUGGUGGGUUUCGUGGCCGAUGCUACGCCGCUGUUGGAAAGAUAUGUUGGGUUCUGGCUCGCCUACUUGAUACCGUGCUGUCUCAUGUGGUUGGCCCUUAUUCCAGUCCUUCUUGCCGCAAUUACUUUGGUUGUGGCUGCCCUGCGCUGUGGAAUUUCCGGGGGCUUUCGAAUGGAUGCUGCCAAGCCACACGCCCAACUUCAACACGGUCGCGUAGUUCCUUGGACGGAUUCUUUUGUUGAGGAUAUCAAACGAAGUCUUCUAACAUGUCAAGUAUUGCUGCUAUUCCCCAUCCACUGGCUAUGCUAUAACCAGACCUUCAACAAUUUGAUUUCCCAAGCUGGGCAGAUGGUCACCUACGGUAUUCCCAACGAUAUGAUGAAAAUCGCCGGGGCCAUCUCCGGGAUUAUUGUGGCACCAAUAAUCCAAAAGGGAUUGUACCCUUGCCUAACAAGGCGAAAGGUGGCAUUCGGACCGAUUGCACGCAUGACAGUCGGAUUCAUCGUCCUGACCCUCUCCAUGGUCUAUACCACCGUGGUUCAAAAGCUCAUUUAUCAGACAGGACCCUGUUACGAGGCACCGCUCGCGUGCCCGGGCUCGCACGACAGCACGGUGCCCAACCAGAUAUCCGUCUUUCUCCAGAUCCCUAUCUAUCUUGGAGGUGCCCUGGCGGAAGUGUUUUGUCUUACCACGGGAACCGAGUAUGCCUAUAACCACGCCCCUAAGAGUAUGAAGACACUGGUGCAGGCGAUCUGGCUGGCGAUGGCUGGCAUCGGGACGUGCCUCGCCCUGGCGUUUACCCCGUUGACCAAAGAUCCACAUCUAAUUACCAUGUAUGCUAUUUUGGCGGGGCUUCUGGGUGGUGCGACCGUCUUGUUGUGGGUGCUGUUCCGCCAUUUGGACAAAUCCAAAGAUGUCGGCGGGAUCAAAACUGAAUUCAGACGGAAUGAAACGAUAGACACCGGUAGCGGCAGCAGCAUCCAUAAGGUGGAUAUGGGAAUCACCGUCUAUGCUGACAGUGCAAUCUAUGACCGCAUCCUGUCCCUUGACAGCCUCGGAUAG
This is a messenger RNA of Aspergillus oryzae RIB40, 1869 nucleotides long. RefSeq lists its product as uncharacterized. The record is from RefSeq and is a predicted model, not a curated record. The transcript is spliced from 8 exons. The coding region runs from base 1 to 1869 and encodes 622 amino acids. Lineage: Eukaryota; Fungi; Ascomycota; Eurotiomycetes; Eurotiales; Aspergillaceae. Gene Ontology annotation, molecular function: dipeptide transmembrane transporter activity; tripeptide transmembrane transporter activity. Gene Ontology annotation, biological process: transmembrane transport. Gene Ontology annotation, cellular component: plasma membrane; fungal-type vacuole.